GGCCUGUCCAUGACUGCUUCUCAAUGAGAUCAUCGGACGCGUGCUUCUGCCAGCACUCUCUUCCCGGCGCGCGUGCAAUCGGAUGUGCGGUCUCGCCACUUCGAUCUUCUGCCAUGCGCGACUGUGUACGCUCACGCAUGAGGAGGGACGAGCUGUUUGCCGCGAAGUGCUUUGUGUCCCUAGCUCUUUUGCGACGCAGCUGGAUGACGAGGCCGUAGAAUAGCAUCGUCGAACGAGGGCCUGUCAGAUGCGAUGGCGCGUACACCGGGAGCCAACAGUGGUGGCGGCGGCAAUGCUCGAGGCUUCACCCUCUCGCACCAGCACGUCGCGCUCGAGUUGCGCUUCGACGGCAUCGCGGAGGGCUACUCGGAACUGACGAUCGUCCCCACCGAUCCCGACCUGAAAACUAUGCACGUCAAUUGCCGACAAGCAGACAUCCGUUAUGUCACUGUCAAUUCGCAGCCAACAUCCUACGCAUACAACGAUCUCUUGUCGAACGUCACGCUCUCUAACGACAAGGACGUUCAUCUCUAUCCCGAGCUCAAGAGAAAGCUCUUUGCCGCUGCGAGUGAUGGCAGCAAUGGCGAGCUCAGCAUCGCAAUUUCUCCCGAUGUUGGCAUCCAAACUCUCAAAGAAAGGGUGGAGGCUGAGCAGGAAUCGAAGGCUGACGCGCUGAAGGAUACUUCCAUGAAUGGGUCCGCUCUGAGAGGCCAGUCAAAUACGCAGGAACAAGGUCCCUCAGAGAAUUCCGACAAGACCAAGACCGCGAAUCGUGAGUCAAAGGUAGCGGAGGAUGCUGGCAGGGAGGACGGCGCCCAAACAGAGGACGAAUACGCGCCUCUGAAGGUCCGGAUCUACUACUCGCUGCGCCAUCCGUUGCACGGACUGCAGUUUGUCAAGGCGACGCCGGACGCGCCCUACCGUAUUCCGCACAUUUAUAGUACACCAAGCUGCGCGGAUUGGAGCCGCUGUUGGACGCCUUGCCUUGACAGCCUCUGGGAGAGAUGCACGUGGCAGCUGGACUUUGUCGUUCCGCGUUAUCUCACCCCAGCAGCGUUGGGUGAAAGCACAUCAGAUGACGAGGAGGAUGUUGCCGACAACGACGCGGAUGAAGUUGUUGUUGUCUGCUCAGGUGACCUCGUCGAAAAGACAGUGCAUCCGCACUGCCCUUCCAAAAUCAUUUUUUCGUAUGAACAGGCAGCGCCUACGUCAGUCCAGCAUAUCGCUUUUGCAAUCGGGCCUUUCAGCAUGCACACUGUUGCUUCGCCCAGCAAGCAAACUCCGAAGAGCAUUACUGGCUCGAACCCAAAUUCCAACUCUAAUUCCACAGAUGCCGCCGCCGACGAUUGCAGUCCACAGGUCAUUGGAUUCUGCUUCCCUGGGCGCGAGGAAGAGAUGCAACACUCGAUCGGAUUUACGCGCCAAGCUUUCGACUUCGUAUCGCGUGACUAUGGGUCUUAUCCAUUUGGCUCGUUCAAGAUGGUCUUUGUCGAUGAGCCAAUCAACGACUGCCACGCUGCGUCUACCAUCGCUAUCUGCUCGACCGAUCUCCUUCACCCUCCGAGAAUUGUUGAUCAAGCGUACGAGACGCAUCAUGUCCUGUCGCACGCCAUCGUCUUCCAGUGGAUUGGCAUCAAUGUCACCCAACGCUCCUGGGCAGAUAUGUGGCUCAUCCACGGCAUAAGCUUGCAUAUCACCAGUCUGUUCUUACGGAGAAUAUGGGGCAACAAUGAGUACCGUCUCAGGCUGCGUAAGGACAUGGAACGUCUCGUCGCCUGGGAUAUCGGCAUGCCUCCCUUGUUCCAAGCGGGAAUGACCGAGCCGCCGGAUCCUGCUUUCCUGCCGUUUCUAAAUCUCAAAGCGCCACUCGUGCUCUUCAUCCUCGAUCGGCGCUUGUCCAAGGUCAGCGCAUCGUUGGGCCUCAGCAGAGCCAUUAACAAGAUAUUUCUCGAUGCUCUGACAGGAGAGCUGCAAGGCAGUGUGCUCAGCACAAGUCAUUUCUUACGCCAGUGCCGCAAGCUAGGAGGUGUAGAUUUGACCACCUUCACAGAGCAGUGGAUCUACGGCUCGGGAUGUCCACGCUUCUCCUUCACCGCUGCGUUCAAUCGCAAGAAGCUCAUCAUCGAGAUGACUAUCAGACAGGACUGUCCGGCUGCCAACUUUGCUAUGACGAACCCAAGCGACGCAAUCUACUCGAACCCGAUCGAGAAGUUCGAAGGGCAGAUCACUGUCCGCAUCCAUGAGGCUGACGGUACGCCGUACGAGCACGUUAUCGAUAUCGAUUCGCACGAGAAGCGCAUCGAUGUCCCUUUCAACACCAAGUACAAGCGUGUCAGGCGCAACACGAAGCGCUUCCAGGCGAGAAAGGAGGCCGCCGCUGCGGCUGCUGCCGGCGAUGAAGAAGCCCGAGAAGCUAUGGGCCUGAUCGACCUUGGCUUCGUCUAUGGCCAGUGGGAGGACGAUUCGGAGCGCGAGGCUUGGCAGGUAGCUGAUUGGACUGAGCAGGAAGAGCUCGAUAUGAGCUCCGCACCUUACGAGUGGAUCCGCGUCGACCCAGACUGUGAAUGGCUCGCUCUCAUCCACUUCCAGCAAGAACCUUGGAUGUGGAUCUCCCAGCUGGAAAGAGAUCGGGACGUCAUUGCACAACUUUGCGCAGUCAAUGCGCUUGCACAAAUGCCAUCCAAGGUCGUCAGCAGCAUCCUCUGCCGCACCGUCCUUGUCGAAAAGUACUUCUUCCGAAUACGAGUUGAAGCGGCACAUGCCCUCGUCAAUUGUGCUGUGCCGACUCUCGAGUAUCUCGGCCUCUUCCACCUGCUCAAGCUCUUCCAGUCGCGCUACUGCCAUCAACAGCCACCAGACUACGAAGCCGAAGGUCCUCUCGACAUGCUCUUGAUUCCGAAGGCCAACGACUUUUCUGACCUGCCGGAAUACUUCUUGCGCAGGGCUAUCCUUCACGCCAUCAGCCGUGUGCGCAAUGAGCAUGGUCGUCCCCUGAGCCAGGUCAAGCGCUUCCUCGUCAAUGUCCUGCGAUAUAACGACAAUUCUUCGAAUCGCUUCGGUGAUGACUUUUACAUUGCCGGCCUCAUAAACACCAUCGCUGCUGCCUACAUCCCUGCAGACUACAAUCUCAACGCGCCACUCCCCCUACUCUCGGCUGAAGAACGCGAAGCAGAUGCGUUGCUGCUGCAAGCAGCUGUAAACGAGAUUGAGCGCUGCCGCGAACUGGAUAUGCUCGUACCCUCGUAUCACAACAUCAUCUCCAUCGCAGCGCUGGACUUUCAUCUGGCGACCAUGAUGGCCAAUUUGCGGCCUGUCGACUUGCAGCUGUUCUUCGCCUACACGCGGCAGGGCAACUAUGCUUCCCUGCGGGCCGUUGCAUUCAACAGUCUUGUGCUGAUGCGUGGCUUGCAGCACAAGGUCGUCGCGAGGUAUCUCUUCGAGGUGCUUCGUUGUGACGAAAGUCGCGUGGUGCGGCGGACACUGGCCAGGGCGAUGCUCGAGUCGCUUGCUGCGUCGGUUGCGACGAAUGAGUAUGGCGAACUCAAAGCCCGGACGAUGUUUAUCGAAGGGGAUGCGGCAACAGCCGCCAGCGAGGCGGAGCGUGCGCGCGAGCAAGAUCUCGACAAUGUUCUGCGGACGCUCAGACGGGAAGUCGGGCGCUCAGCUGCCAUCCGAGAGGGGUUCAUGGCCGCACUGCUCUCUCCCACAGUCGACAGCGAAGCAAGAUGGGCUCUGCUCAAGCUAGCAGAGCUGCUCUUCAAGCCGGCUGCAGAAACGGACCUGCCCUUCCUACCGAAGGUCUCUGUGCAUGUCCGCACGCUUUCCAUGAGCGGAGCUGCAGAAUUGGACACCCCAAGCACUGAAGGAUUCCGUCUCAAGCUUGUUCGCAGUGCAGCCGAGCCGACGCCAGCAACAGAGCCAUCUGCGUCCACGCCGCGAGUAGCAUUCGAUGUUACACAAGAGAAAGUGCUGCCCAAGUUUACUCUUAAGCCAAAGAAGCCGAAGAAAGCAAAGCCGGCAGCACCCGAGCAGGCAUCAGGCAUGUCGACGAUGGAUGUGACAGCUUGCCGCAAUUGCUUGAAGAAGCUCUUCGAGAGCCGGCAUGCCCCGCUCUUUCUCAACCCCGUCGAUCCUGUGCGAGAUCAGGCGCCGAACUAUUUUGAAGUCAUAUCGGAACCGAUGGAUCUCAAUUCGAUUAUGAACAAGCUUAAUGCGGGAAUGUACAAGGAUCGCUUUGACUUCAAGAGCGAUUUUGAACUGCUCGUGCGCAAUGCGAAGACGUACACACCGAACCCGGAAGCAUAUGUUCACCAAGAAGCAGCGGCGCUGGAGAAGGACUUCAACCGCCAUUGGAACAGGAUCACGCGAACACUGGAGCAAGCUGAGGCUAAACACCACAAACAGACUGAGGCCUCCGAGGGCAUGGCCAACGGCGCCUCCAUCGCCGCCGCCGCUCCUGCACAGGAGGAGCGUCAAGCACCUACAGCGGCAGCAGCCUCAGUUCCAGCACCAGCACCACCAUUAGCAACAGCAGCUCCGCCACCACCAGCGCAAUCAACUCGCAUCACCACCUCGAUGCCCCCACCUAUCCACAUUCCCUCUGCAUCACCAGCACCAUCGCUGCCGACAACAAAGGCGUCCGGGUCUGGUCUUGGGUUGAAGCUGAAGCUGAAGCCCAAGGUGAGCGUCUCUGGCGGCUCAGCACCUGCGCCAACAUCUGUCGCUACUCCGCCAAAAGAGAUCAAGCUGAAGCUCAAGUCAGCAACGCCUGUGUCUGAGCGGAAAGCGUCGCCGGCUCCCGCCGCUGCGGCUGUUGCUGCAAGGGUCCCUUCUACCAAAGGCACUUCAUCUCCGGCACCAAGUCCGGCUCCGGCCAAGGCAUUGUCCAAGGCGCCGAGCCCUGCGCCUCCCAAGGCCAAUGCGAUGCCCGCAGCAUCCUCGGACCCGGUGGCUGCGGCGGGCAAGGAGCCGAUGAAUUCAAAGCGGUGCAAGUCGCUGUUGCAAACGAUGAAGAGGAUGUCGGAGGCUGCGUUCUUUUUGCGCCCGGUGGACCCGGUCAAGGAUGGCGUGCCGACCUACUACGACGAAAUCAAGCAUCCAAUGGAUUUUGGCACGAUGGAAAAGAAGCUGAACGACAAUGCGUACUCGCGUAUGUCCGAGUUUGCGGCGGACAUGCAACUGGUGUUUGGGAACGCGCGCACGUUCAACCCGGUAGGGACACUACCACACAACUGGGCAAACGUGUGCGAGCAGGCGUUCCACAGGGAGUGGGCCAAGGCGCUGGUCCCGCGGCUGGAGUACGUCGAGAAGCGCGCUCUCCAGGGCCUGCUGACGCGGCUCAAGGCGAACGUCGGUGUCUCUGGGAUAUUCCUGCAUGCGGUAGACCCGGUCGCGCUGGGGAUACCGCACUACCACGAUGUGAUUCCCAAGGCGGACGCGCGCGACCUGGGCCUGAUCGAGAACAAACUCAAGGGGGAUAGGUACGGGAGCAUGCGCGCGUUCACUGAGGACGUGCAGCUCAUGGUGCAGAAUGCUCGCACCUUCAACGCUGGAGAUGACGGCGUGCUCACGCUGAUCGAUGCAUUUGAGCGGCUGUACAAGAAGGAGCUCAGCGGCGUGCGCAGCGCGUUGUCGUCGGCAGGAGGAGGGGGAGGCGGCGCGUCAUCGUCAUCGACUAUGGCGGGUAUGAAGAGAAAGUCGGAGAGCAAUGGUGGCGGUAGUGGUGCCUCUGCUUCUCAUGGCGCUGGCGAUUCGCACAAGAAGGCCAAGACUUCAUGAUGUCCCUGUCCCCACUGCAUGUGUCGGUGGUCGCAUGUCCGGCACCACGUUGCACCCCCGCUUGAAAUGGAGCGGGCUCCAUCCCCACUGUACCUCUCCCACACGUAUAUCUGCCCCACAUGUACAGCUUGUUUGAGGAAUGCAGGGUGCGAGCACGGUGAAA
Messenger RNA from Tilletiaria anomala UBC 951, 5941 nucleotides. RefSeq lists its product as uncharacterized. NCBI's taxonomy places the organism in Eukaryota, Fungi, Basidiomycota, Exobasidiomycetes, Georgefischeriales, Tilletiariaceae. Gene Ontology annotation, biological process: transcription initiation at RNA polymerase II promoter. Gene Ontology annotation, cellular component: transcription factor TFIID complex. Gene Ontology annotation, molecular function: RNA polymerase II general transcription initiation factor activity; protein binding; transcription cis-regulatory region binding. The transcript has 4 exons. The record is from RefSeq and is a predicted model, not a curated record. The coding region runs from base 253 to 5778 and encodes 1841 amino acids.